This is a messenger RNA of Daldinia childiae, 1527 nucleotides long. Its product is annotated as UDP-N-acetylglucosamine pyrophosphorylase. NCBI's taxonomy places the organism in Eukaryota, Fungi, Ascomycota, Sordariomycetes, Xylariales, Hypoxylaceae. The record is from RefSeq and is a predicted model, not a curated record. Gene Ontology annotation, biological process: UDP-N-acetylglucosamine biosynthetic process. Bases 1 to 1527 code for a protein of 508 amino acids. Gene Ontology annotation, molecular function: UDP-N-acetylglucosamine diphosphorylase activity. The transcript has 2 exons.
AUGCCAGAAUUCACUCCUACCGAGGUCCAGAACCUCAAGUCUGUAUACGAAAAGGCCGAUCAAGGCCACGUAUUCACCUACUUCGAUUCCCUAAGCCAACCCGACCAAAAAGCUCUGUUCGGACAGCUCCAAAAGAUCGACCCCGUCAGAGUUCACAAGCUACGAGACCUUGCUCUGAACCCACCGACAGAGGAGGCACAGACCGUCCUUGAGCCACUUCCCGAGUCGGCAACCGCUAGCAUUUACGAUUCGAAGCCGGAAGAUAUUCAAAGGUGGUAUGAUCUCGGUCUAGAGCUGAUCGGUAAGGGCGAGGUUGCCGUAGUUUUACUGGCUGGCGGUCAGGGUACCCGUCUAGGAAGCAAGGCCCCAAAAGGCGCCUUCAAUAUCAAACUUCCCUCCCACAAAUCCCUCUUCCAGAUCCAAGCCGAGCGAAUCUUAAAAAUCCAAAAGCUAGCUGCUGCGCGGGCCUCAGACCCUACUAAGGCUGUGAUUCCAUGGUUUAUCAUGACCAGUGGUCCCACACGUGGGCCGACUGAGAAGUUCUUCAAGAAGGAAAAGCUCGACGAGCUUAGCGCCGAGGAGAACGCAAACCGAGCCAAGGGCGAGCCGUACUUUGGUCUUGACCCCAAGAACGUGACCAUCUUCGAGCAAGGUGUGCUCCCUUGCAUCACGAACGAUGGAAAGUUUAUGCUCGCGAGCAAGGCGAAGCUUGCAGUUGCCCCUGACGGCAACGGCGGCUUAUACAAAGCUCUACAAGACGAAGGAGUUCUCGAAAAAAUGCGGCCCACUAUCAAGCACGUCCAUGCGUACUGUGUUGACAACUGCUUAGCCAGGGUUGCGGAUCCGAUCUUCAUUGGAUUUGCCGCCGAAAAGAAGGUUAAGAUUGCCACUAAGGUUGUGAGGAAGCGAGAUGCCAAGGAGUCGGUCGGUCUCAUUCUCCAGAAGAAUGGCAAGCCUGACGUGGUCGAAUACUCGGAAGUUGACGAUGCCACCUGCCAAGCAGUAGACCCCAAGCAGCCCAGCAUCCUCAAGUUCCGCGCUGCCAACAUCGUCAACCACUAUUACUCAUUCGAAUAUUUGGACAGCAUGGGAGAUGCUGUAAACAGCUUACCACCGCACGUUGCCCGAAAGAAGAUUCCCUUCUUUGACACCGAGAAGGGCGAGGCUGUAGAUCCUAAAACACCCAAUGGUAUCAAGUUGGAGCAAUUCGUCUUCGACAACUUCAAGUGGCUAAACUUGAACGAAUUCGCUUGCUUCGAGGUCAAGCGUGAAGAGGAGUUCUCCCCUCUGAAGAAUGCAGACCCAGCCCAGAAGGCUGACGGUUCAUUCGAGAAAGAGCCUGAGGACAGCCCUACAACCAGCCGCAGACACAUCAAAGAGCAAGGCCGACGGUGGGUUGAGGCCGUUGGCGCAACUGUCAAAAACGGAGAUGCUGAUGGCGGUCUUGAGGUUUCCCCACUCACGAGCUACGGCGGCGAGGGCCUAGAGGGAUUCAAGGGACAGACAAUCGAAAAAGCUACUAUUUAG